Molecule: messenger RNA, 2072 nt
Organism: Ananas comosus (pineapple)
Lineage: Eukaryota; Viridiplantae; Streptophyta; Magnoliopsida; Poales; Bromeliaceae
Product: probable sodium/metabolite cotransporter BASS4, chloroplastic
Exons: 15
Coding region: 48-1337 (429 amino acids)
Cellular component (GO): chloroplast envelope
Source: RefSeq, a predicted model, not a curated record
UUGUGCCUCCUCCCCCAACUUCCCCUGCUCCUCUGCCCUGCUCCGCCAUGGUCGCCGUAGCCCUCCACGCCCUAAGCUCAAAACCUUCCUACGCCACCUCCCAUGGCGUUCUCCGGCGAACUCCACCUCCUCUUCUGGGAAGCCGCUUCGGAUUCUCCACCAAGUUCGUCGUCCCCCUUGCUCCUUCACCGCUCCGCGGAGAACACCUCCCGCUUCUGCGGCCUUUAAUGGCCGCAGGAGGAUCCGAUCGGGUAUAUGAUAGUGGAAAUAAUCAGCCUGAGGCCUCAGAAACUCUGAAGGUCUUUGAGUGGGGAAGAUCAUUAUUGAGUUUUGUAUCAAGCAAUUUCCUUCCUCUAGCUCUUGUGGGCGGAAUAAUUUUUGGACUAGCAAACCCAACACUCGGUUGUCUUGCUCACAAAUACUCUCUGUCAAAAUUCAGCACCAUUGGGAUUUUCUUUCUAUCAGGGCUCAUGUUGCGAACUGCAGAACUUGGUGCAGCUAUCGAAGCCUGGCCUGCAGGACUCUUUGGGCUUGGUUCAAUUCUACUGUUGACUCCUUUUUUUUCAAGGAUAAUCUUGCAAAUUCAGUUGGUACCUCAUGAAUUCGUCACCGGGGUUGCUAUCUUUUGCUGUAUGCCAACAACAUUAUCAAGUGGAGUCGCCUUAACAAUGCUUGCUCGGGGUAAUUCUGCUCUUGCUCUUGCAAUGACUGUUAUAUCCAACUUGUUGGGGAUUAUGAUUGUGCCGCUUUCCCUCUCAAUGUUCAUUGGUGCUGGAGCUGGGGUGUCCGUGCCUACAAUGCCACUAUUUAAGAGUCUCGUCAACACUCUUCUGAUCCCCCUCAUUCUAGGAAAGGUUGUUCGAGAAACCUUAAAAGGUGUAGCAGAGUUCGCUGAUCAAAACCGGCGUGCUUUUUCGAUGAUAAGCGCCAUACUGCUUAGCCUAGUUCCAUGGAUACAAGUAAGCAGAUCAAGAUCACUUUUCUUAACAGUUAAGCCACAAGCUUUUGCUGUUGCUAUUGCUAUGGGAAUAAUUCUACAUCUCGUUCUGUUGGCUCUGAAUGCCAUAGCAGUGCAGAUACUAUCACUAGUCUCCGGAGGUAGAGAAUCAGUCUAUGCAAAGAAAGAAAAUGCUCGUGCUGUCAUAGUAGUUGCUAGUCAGAAAACACUGCCUGUGAUGGUCGCUGUUGUGGAGCAGCUUGGAGGAGCACUCGGUGAAUCUGGACUGUUAAUUCUCCCAUGUGUUGCUUCUCACAUUAACCAGAUCAUUAUCGACUCUUUUUUGGUAAAUUGGUGGCUUCAGAAAGAUCAACGGCACAAUGAAGCCAAACAAGUAUAAGAGUCCUCAACUACCCAGUCGCCGAUUCGCGCAAAGUCCUACAUGCUGAUGUCUCGAUAAGAAGAUUUUUCGCCCCGAGACGUAUCUCUUAAAGCUUGGUGUACGAAAGUAACAACGCAGAUAUCACAACGGAGCUGCAGCAUAAUGAUGUAUUGGGUACAUUUCUUUUACUCUUAAAACUCUGAAUAUAGACUAAAUUGAAACGUAUGUUGCUUUCACCUCUUUAAAACGUGAAGAGUAUUCCAUUUCUUUGAAUUCUGAUAAAUUGAAUCAGUAAGAACUUGUAGCAGGUUCUUUCUUUUGUCUCCUUAAUUUUUUGGCUUCUCUCUUGAACUGACGCAAGAGCGUAACAAAUGGUCAAUGCAACUCUCCGUCGGUAACUACUACCAAUUACAAGAAACUCAAAACUUUUUCAGAAUUUGGAAUCAUCUAAAUUCUCGGAAAAUCCAUCGGGAUGAUGUGGCGUUUCUGCUGACACGCUAUUCUGUACAGGAAUUUUGAUGUUGCCGCAUCAGAGGGGAGGGAUUCUACACCGUCGUACUUGCACCACAUCAUCAAUAACAAGUCAAUCAUUUUUUUUUUUUUCAAACAAAAAUAUAAUAAAAAUAUUUUUUUUAUGAUCAUGAUGGGACAUACAUUUUUGAAAGGAGGUAUUUGAUUGAUUUGUUACGCCACGUCACCGAGACACACGUGUUGCCUUUUAGAAUUUUUCAUCAAGGGAUCCUUUUCCUUUCA